AUGCCUGAGGUGGAGGGAGAACCAAUCACUCAAGAGGAAGCCAGCGCGCCUGGCUGGAUCGAAGCAAUUCGACGUCGAGCAACUACUACCACCGGCAAGCCAGCCGGCGCCCGCAUUGGCGAACCGGAGCUGCGACGAGGGUUGCAGCCGCCAGCCGGCUCCCCCCGCUGCCAACGGAUCAUCACCGUGUCAUCGUCCACCACGGAGGUGGACUGGAUACGCAACAACAACCAACAGACCCAAGGAGGCUCGGCCAAGCAAAAGCCGACGCCCAAGCAACCAGCCCCGAGUCUACCGACGAAGCACCUGCCUACCACCACCGAGAGUCCGACUGCAACACCUACCUCGGCCGACCGAGUCGCCGGUAAAGGUGAGACUCGCGGUUCCGCGCGGUCGGGUAAUUUGCCACAGCAUGAGAAAGAUGAGAUUCGAGAGCUCAAACGCGAGCUAGUGUUUCUGCGCAAAGAAAACGCAGAAUUCAAAGCACUUAUUCGAAACCUGCAGCAGCCGAGAGAACGCGUUGUCGAGGCACCGACGCCCGCCGCUCUGGCCGUUGAACCCGCCCCCACUACGUCGUCGAACGCCAAUCGCGCCGCAAAGCGUCGCGCGGCCGAGGACCCGGCCGACGAGCCCGUUACUAUGUCUAACUUCAUGGAGGCACUUGCCCGCCUCCGAGCAGACAUUGCGGCAGACCGAGCUGCCGAUAUGACCCCACACACCCUCCAGCUCACCGAGCUCCACGCGCGAUUACAAAUAUUAGAAGGACAGCACGAGGCGGACGUAAUGCUGAUGCUGAAAUACGAGCUCAUGGAUAGGAUCACGAGAGACACUAGAGCCAUCCUAGCGCUCGACCUCGAGAAGGCGUUCGACCGCGUAAACCACUCUCACAUCCUCGACUCGAUUCGACAGGCAGGAUUAGGUAAGCGUUUCUACAACUACGUUAGUUCGUUCCUACGCGACAGGACAGCUACAAUACAACUCGGCUCGAUGGGCUCGAAGCAGUUCAACCUGGGACCAAGGGGCACACCCCAAGGGGCCGUGAUCUCUCCGUUCCUGUUCAACCUCUCCAUGCGCGGUCUGUUGCGACAACUCUCACAGAUCGAAGGCAUCAGUCACGCCUUCUACGCAGACGAUAUCACCGUAUGGAGUACAAGGGGCACUGACGGCCAUAUCGAGGAGCGACUGCAAGAAGCGGUCAGCACGGUACAAACGUUCUUACGGCAGGCCGGUCUCUCGCUAUCGGCAGAGAAAUAA
Molecule: messenger RNA, 1254 nt
Organism: Dermacentor silvarum
Lineage: Eukaryota; Metazoa; Arthropoda; Arachnida; Ixodida; Ixodidae
Exons: 3
Coding region: 1-1254 (417 amino acids)
Source: RefSeq, a predicted model, not a curated record